AUGCCCGGCUAUAACCUACCAAGUAAGACCAUCUUAGACUGGUAUGUGGUUAUUCUAAGAUCAGUGUUGGUCUUGGACUUGAUUGCCGUUGCUUUCACAGUUUUUGUGAUUUUUAAGGGUAAGCCAAACGCUAGGAUUGCAAUAACUUGAUUAAUGUCUGCUUCUAGCAUCUAACAGCAGUAUCAAGCAGUACAGUUACUUUCUUAUUCACCAUUUGGCCUGGUAAGAUAAUAUUAAAUUAAUGACCACUUCGGCAGCGUAUUUGUUGGUUCUUUCUGGACCUGUUUUUGCCCUUUCAGGUGUGCUAUUGGAGAGUCAUUAGUCCAACUGCGAGGAACGGUCUCACUUGGCGAAAAUCAAUGCUUUCUUUUCUACGGGUUGGAUGAAUACUUGCCUCGGAAAGUAAUGUUGCAUUACUUGUUCUUCUCGUCGAUUGCAUCGCUGUCUCGAGGAGCCUGCGAAGUAUUCUUGUUUCUUUUUCGGUUUGCCGCUUCGAUCCAUCCGGAUUCCAGAUUUUACUUUGACAUUCACAGCAUUCCAGUUUGGAAGACGUUUGUCUUUCUGUACUGUUUAAUUGCGAUUAAUGUGUAUGCUUUUCUAGUAAGUUAAUUGUGUGUGUAUAGCUAUGCUUCAACUUCCAGACUCGAGUCUACGACACUGAUGAGACCUUUCAAUCCCGGUUUUACAAUAUCUCUCAAACCGAUUCUGAUCUCGCCCGUUUCGCUGAAGGAAAGACGAUUCUUUGUUUUCGUGAAGAAACGGUUUCAUCUCACUUAGUUGGAACCGCCUUAUUUUAUAUGAUUCUAACAGCCUUACUGCUUCUAGUAAUGUUUUAUAAUAUCAAAACCUCUGCGUCUUCACUACCUACCCGACAAACUCAGCUGGCAUUGCUCAACACACUCGUCGCGCAGUCUGUUCUGCACGCAAUUUUCAUUUCAAUACCUGCUGCGCUGAUUGGAAGCGAUGUUACAAAUCCGGAAGUGCCUAUGAUGACAAUUGUUUUUCACUCGUCUAUGGGCAAUUAUACGCACAUAAGUUGUCUAAUGCUGUUGGUGAUUAUCAAGUCUUUUCGGUCGUAUUCGGUAAAUCUGAUUGGGAAGUGCUUCAAAGUUGGACGGCAACAGAUUGAGCCGAUAAGCCAACGUGCGAGGAGAUGGUGGUCAAUUUCUCAAAUUCCUGAGACGACAAUAGCCCCACAGAAUCUGACGGAAAUGAAAAAUCACUCAUAG
Messenger RNA from Bursaphelenchus xylophilus (pine wood nematode), 1229 nucleotides. Lineage: Eukaryota; Metazoa; Nematoda; Chromadorea; Rhabditida; Aphelenchoididae. The record is from the annotation of a GenBank genome assembly.